This is a messenger RNA of Trifolium pratense (red clover), 1131 nucleotides long. RefSeq names its product probable polygalacturonase At3g15720. The transcript is spliced from 9 exons. Gene Ontology annotation, biological process: carbohydrate metabolic process. The coding region runs from base 1 to 1131 and encodes 376 amino acids. The record is from RefSeq and is a predicted model, not a curated record. Gene Ontology annotation, molecular function: polygalacturonase activity. Lineage: Eukaryota; Viridiplantae; Streptophyta; Magnoliopsida; Fabales; Fabaceae.
AUGCAACGACUCAUUAAUUUUGUCAUCAUUCUUGGUUUUAUUUCUCCUUGUCUAUGUACAAGGUUGAAUGUUGGAACCAAAGAUGGUAUUUAUAAUGUGAUGGAUUAUGGUGCACGUGGUGAUGGCAAAUCUGAUGAUACACAAGCAUUUGCAAGUGCAUGGAGUAAUAUAUGUAAAGCAAGAGGAAAGUCAACACUAAUUAUACCAGCAGGAAAAUCAUUUUUUGUGACAAAAGUACAUUUUAGUGGUCCUUGUAACGCCAAAAUUCACAUUCAGUUGGAAGGAAAAAUAGUUGCACCACCUAAAGAAGCCUGGAAAGGUGGCGAAAAAUUAAUUUUAAUCGAAAAUUUAGACGGACUUACAAUUGAUGGCAAUGGUGAAGGAGGAGCAUAUGGAGAUGGUUCAACUUGGUGGAAUUGUCCUGGUGGUUGUGAACAUGAACGACCUGGGAUCUUGCAUUUUCAUUCCUGCAAGGAUCUUAGUGUUAGAAACAUAAAGAUCACUAAUAGCCCAAGAUCUCAUAUAUCAGUUAAUAAUUGUAUUGGUGCAACAUUUUCUCAAAUAUCGAUUGAUUCUCCUGCUAUAAGCCCCAACACUGAUGGUUUUGACAUUUCUUUUUCUAAGAAUAUCUUGGUAGAAGAUUCAAACAUAAAAUCUGGUGAUGAUUGUAUUGCCAUCAAUGGUGGUUCAUUUUUUAUUAACGCCACUAGAAUUACUUGUGGACCAGGCCAUGGAAUAAGUGUUGGUAGCCUUGGUAAAGUAAGAGAUAAUGAUCAAGUUUCUGAUGUUUAUGUACGGAAUUGCACCUUCAUUGGGACUACAAAUGGGGGAAGAAUCAAAACAGUGUCGGGUGGUUCGGGUUAUGCAAAACGUAUUACUUUUGAGGAGAUAAAUUUAGUUAAUGUUAAAAAUCCAAUAAUUAUAGAUCAACAUUAUCCUAAAGAUUUGGAGCUGGAUUCAGAUGUUUCGGUUAGUGAAGUAACAUAUCGAGGAUUUACCGGAACUUGUGAAGGCAACGUAGCUGUUAAGUUCGAGUGCAGAAAAAAUCUUUCAACGGUUUGCCACAAUGCCCAUGGAACUGCUACAAAUACUAUUCCAGUUGUCUCUUGCCUACAACAAAAUGUUUUAUAG